Molecule: messenger RNA, 4569 nt
Organism: Taeniopygia guttata (zebra finch)
Lineage: Eukaryota; Metazoa; Chordata; Aves; Passeriformes; Estrildidae
Gene: FUT4
Product: fucosyltransferase 4
Cellular component (GO): membrane
Molecular function (GO): alpha-(1->3)-fucosyltransferase activity
Source: RefSeq, a predicted model, not a curated record
GGCAUGGCCGGGAGGGGCGGUGGCAGCGGUACCUCCCCACCGCCGGGGCUGUGGGUGGGGGCAGAGCGGCGGCGGCGGCAGCAGCCCCAGCCCCAGGAUGCGCUGCCCGGCCCCGGCGCGGCGGGUGCCCUGCGAGGGGCAGAGCGGCGGCAGCGGGCGGCGGGGAUGGAUGGGGCCCCGCGGCGCUGCUGGCGGCGCUGGCGGCGGCGGCUGCGCGGGCGGCGGUGGGCGCUGGCGGCCGGGCUGCUGGGCGCCGCCGCCGCCGCGCUCGCCCUGUACUCGGCUCUGCCCGAGCCGGCCCGAGCGGACGGCGAGGCGGUGACCGUGCUGCUGUGGUGGGAGCCCUUCGGCCGCCCGCGGCGCCUGCCCGACUGCCGGCGGCGCUACAACGUCAGCGGCUGCCGCCUCAGCGCCGACCGCAGCCGGUUCGGCGAGGCGCAGGCCGUGCUGUUCCACCACCGCGACCUGGCGCGGCACGGCGCCGGGGGGCUGCCCCGCGGGUCCCCGCCGCGGCCCCCGCGCCAGCGCUGGGUGUGGAUGAACUUCGAGUCGCCGUCGCACUCGCCCGGUCUGCGGGGGCUCGCCGGGCUCUUCAACUGGACCAUGUCCUACCGCCGCGACUCCGACGUGUUCGUUCCCUACGGGUACCUCUACGUCCCGCCCGCGCCCCGGCCCUUCGUCCUGCCCCGCAAGACGCGGCUGGUGGCCUGGGUCAUCAGCAACUGGAACGAGGAGCACGCCCGGGUGCGCUACUACCGCCAGCUGAAGGAGCACCUGCCCAUCGACGUGUACGGGGCGCGGGGGCUGGCGCUGGCCGAGGGCGGCCUCGUGGAGACCGUCUCAGCCUACAAGUUCUACCUGGCCUUCGAGAACUCCCAGCACACCGACUACAUCACCGAGAAGCUCUGGAGAAACGCUUUCUCCGCCAGCGCCGUGCCCGUCGUCCUGGGACCUCGCAGGGCCAACUACGAGCGCUUCAUUCCCCCCGAUUCUUUCAUCCACGUUGACGACUUCCCCAGCCCCCGGCUGCUCGCCACCUACCUGAAAUUCCUCGAUAAAAACAAACCCAACUACAGGCGGUACUUUGCCUGGAGGAAGAAGUACGAAGUCCACGUCACCUCGUUCUGGGAUGAGCAUUUCUGCAAAGUCUGCGAGGCUGUUAGGACAGCUGGGAGUCAAAUCAAGACUGUUCAAAAUCUGGCCAGCUGGUUUGAAAGCUGAUGUUCCUGGCGGGCGAGGCUUGCCUGGACAGCCUGGGCCAAGUGUCAAGGUGUCGGGAAGGAUGGGUCUCGCAGAGAUCAUUAGCCCAGGUAGUCGGCAUUAGUCACAGGAGACUGGCAUCGUUGGAGAAGCAUACAGGUUUCAAAUCAAUCUCUGAACAGCCUACAAAAGAAAGAUUUUUAUUAAAUAGAAAAUUAUGAAGGUACAAAAAGACAUUAUGCCAGAUGAUUCCUAAAGAGCAAAGUUAAGUUUCCAAAAGUUGUACAGUUACAGAACUUUUAAAGUUCUGCGCAGCUCAACAUAAAUACCUGAUGCCAAAUUCCUCAGCUGUACAGCUGAAACCAAUUUUGUCGGCUAUGACAACUUCCUGGACUGUGAAACUUUCCUCUGCUCACAGAAGAUACAUGAUCAGUGCUGGUUUUCUGUAAUACUAAGACAAAAAUGAAUGUUUUAAACUGUUUUUUAUGCGCGUGAAAGGUAUUUGCAGACAAAUUCUGAGCCGCGAGUGUUGAUUGUAAGAAUCUUAUACAGUAGCACCUUUUAGCAAGGCUUGAAAUUGCAGCAGCCUGCUAAUAAUGCUUUGAACCAAAUAAUUAUUCCAUUUAGGAAAAAGCAUAUGGAGGGGACUGAAUCUGAGUGGACAAACAGCUCAGAUGAUGUAAAGUAUUUCUCCUACUACCUGCUGAAACCAUAGGCAUGCUUAUCCUGUAUGACAGUAGAGUAGAACUUUAUGUACAGGAAAACACAGAUUGUAGGGAAAAAAGCUGCAACACUUCCACCCUCCCUUUAUUCAGGAAUUAGAAAAUGUUUACAGGUAUCUGCAUGUUUUUCUCUGGAAAGUUAUUGCCAUACAGGAAAAUGCAGGGAAAGGCUCAGAAUGGCAGGGGUUUUAUUACUGUAUUGAAUAUAUAUACAGAAAGGCUAACUUUUUUCUCAAGUAUAAGUAGACAGUGCUGUUGUGUAGCAACUCUUUUGAUUUUUGGCAUGUAUUUUUAAAAAUUCUGCUGGGGGGCAGACUAGUCUUUUUGGUUUUUUGUUGUUUUUAAAAAUAGUAAUUACUAAAAACCCCACAAAUCACUUCCAUUCAGAAAGAAAAUUACUCUAGAGAAUUAGAUCUACAUUGUUGGUAAAAUACAGAUUGUGUGAGGAAAAAAUAUAUAAAAGGAAGAAUUUACUAUUUUCUCUUCCUUUGGUUUUGAGUUCUUUUUGUGGCUCGGUUUUUUAAUCAAUAAAUAGAUUCUUAAGGUAGAACUCCCUUUGCUCAGUGCCUGUCAGGAACAUUUACAGUAGUUAUUCCCUUUUAGACUCCAACAUUUGGCUGCAGCCAUCCUAGAAGUGGAUAUGUGGUUACUUUUUGGUUACAUGUAAUCUUGCUCGACCAAAGCCAGAAAGAAACUUCAGUUACAAUUACACAUCCUUGCCAAGCUCAGCCUUCCUGUCUUUUGCAGCUAUGAAGUUUGGUGGCAAAAAAAUGGCAACCUACAAGAAACUUGCCCACAUGACUAAGGUAUUCAUUCUGCUGCUUUUUAAUCCAUGGAGUUACUUAGAGACUUCAUUCAGAGUAAAAUCAUGGGCACAGAACAUUCCCACCUUUCCACAGGUGGGAAAAGAAGAAAGUCAGUUGCAAAUAAAAGAUGGGCAACCUUGCUGGCAUUUGUGAGUCAUAUUUAGGUUAGGAAAGGAUUAAAUUUGAUUUAAGCAGUAUGGGAUGUUGGAUGAGUGCUUUUAAGAUAUAUGAGCUGGCAGUCUACUGUAAUUUACUUCUAUUUAGAUACUCCCCAUGAUGAGAUACUCAUGGAGCCAAGGAUUAUUGGAAAAAAAAAGGAAUAAUAAUGAAGUUCAUUAACAAUUUGCACAGUUUAACAGUUCAGAUUUUGCAGGCUUCUCCAAUUACUCCCUUCUGCUUUAGUGCAAGGAGGGUUGGCUGAAAGUACUUGAUGAAUUUUUUGUUGUCAGUGCCAGAGCUGCUGUAGAAUAUUUACUCAAAGGGAGUGAAAACAAUCUAUGCAAUGUGGAAUAUAGUAGGGAUGAUUCCUAAUGCUGCACUUUCACUCUAAGAGGUAUAAAGUGAUUGUUUAAAGUACAAGAGUGUUCUUAAUGGCAUGGUCAUCUGUUUUUCAAUCAGUAGUUACUACUCCCAUAAUACUGGGUUUGAUAUUUUUAAAACUCCAAUAUAGGUAUAGUAUUAAGAAUAAUACCCAAGUGUCAGGAUGAUAGGUUCCCUCUUUUCCUUUGAAUGUAUAGUAUUUUUUUUCUAUUAAUUUUUUGUCAAAAUUUGCAGGACUAUAUACAAAACCCCAAUCUUAAAAGUAAUGAAAUAAUAUUUAAGAUUACACUACUUUUAAUCAGUCUGCUGAAAUCAGUGCAAUUUUUUUCAGUCCUCCUAAUUUUUUUAGCAUUUUGUGAAAAUUUCCAGGCACACAGUUCUUCUGUGUAAUCAUUAGUAAUGCCACAUGCAGAAGAUUAGGCUGCAGGAGCAUGGGAAUUUCCAGAGAUCACAAAUGUUAAUUUUCUUCUCAGCCUCUCUAAAAAAAAGAGUUGAAAUCUUUGAGGUAAUAUUUUUGUAAAAUUCAGAAAAGUGCUACAAAGCAAUUAAAGCAUCAUUUGGGUAAAGUGUCAGAGUUGCACAGUAUUUGUAAAUUGUGCAUUGAGAAUUUUCAAGAACUGUACAGUGAAAACUGCAGAUUUGUAAUAAUUAUUGUAGAGCACUUGCACUGGGAGAAGAGAAGUCUUUUCUAAUUUCAUCAUUCUUACAUGGAUGUUGCAAAUUUGUGGCUUUCCAUUUGGGAGGAAACUCAGCCCAGGCCUAUAGAUGUAGAAGUCAGCAUUUCAGAAUUUCUAUAGAUCUCUGAUUUUUGGUCAUCCACACCAUGAGCUAAUAGUGUUUCAGGCAAAGGACUGGCUUUUGUAAUGCAUUUUGUAGAGCUCUAGUUCAGUGAUAAAUGUAAAGUUUGCCUGAAUGAACUGGUUUGUACAUUGGGUACCAGACUCCACAAGGCAUUGCAGAUGAUGUAUACAAUCCAGUUGUAAAAACUGGGGAAAGCUAUUUUCUAUUUUUAGUAGAAAAGUUUCCUUUAAUACAUUUUGAAAAAGUUUUUAUUCCAUGCCUUAAAAUAUUGGGGUGGAGGGAGAGAAAAGAAGGUUGUUAUCUUCUGGGUUUUAUAAGAAGAAGAAUUGCCAUUACCUUUUGGUUAUGAUGUAAAUGGAAUAGAGAAUUAUGUGAUCACUCAAAUUGCAUAUUUUAUCUCAGGGAAUUUUAUACUGUAAGGUGUCUUGAUCUUCAUAGAAUGAAGAAACUUUAUAUUAAUUAUAUAGAUUGACACUCAAUAAAAUGAAAGGAAGUAAUGC